AUGGACUCUGUGAACAGCGCCAAACAACAGCAAUACGAUGGGCAACCUACUGCUGCUCCUACUACAUCAUCAUUAUCAGCAGCUGGUAAUGCAAUCACAACAAAAGAAACGAGGCACACUGCCAAAGAUGGUAACUACCACCACCAGCAACACCAAGAAGAGACGGAGGAAGAAGAACCAGCAGCAGAGGGUCUUUUAAGAUUGAGAGAAGAUGAUCACCAUCACAUUGAUCACAAUGAAGAAUCAUUACAUAGUUUCAGAUUUUCAUCCUCCAACACAUUUAGCAUCAGAGAAGAAUUGUUACAAAAGAAGAAAAGGCUACAUGGGACAUUACCAGGUCAUUAUGCAACGUCUGAGCUGCUCGUCAACAGGGCAAAUACCAGAAACAAGACCAAAACAGUGGGCAGCCCCAUCAUAUCAUCCAAGCAUCAUUUUCGCAAGUCCACUCAACUGGCAGAAUCGCCCAAGCGAUCUAUAUCCAAUGGCUCCAGUCAGUCGUCACAUACCACCCAGUCCACUAGCACGCCUCCUACCACUGAAGACGAAGACGAUUACGAGGAAGAAGAAGAAGACACCUAUGUCCCUCACUUGCACAAUCGCCUCAAACAGCAAAAUCAAGGCAUUCUUACUACCUAUGACGAUUGGCGCAUCAUCUUGACAAACAGCAUUGCACAAGAUGUGCUUGUGAGCCAUUUACACCACAAAAUGAACGAAGAGCAAAAACUGAUACUUGUUGGUAAAUCAGUCAUGGAUUUAAUCGAACCCUCUUACCAAAACCGGUUAAAAUCCAUCAUUGUGAAACGAAGACAUGAAUUAAAACGUCGUGAUGCCGAGCAGAAUGAAGCUGGUAUGGUGUUGGUGUGCGGCAAUGUGAUACCCAUCAUUAAAUUAGACGGCACAAAGUCAUCCGCUUCUCUCUGGCUCAAGGAAAAGAUCAAUGAAUCAGGCAACUCGGUGUUUAUAUGGAUCUUUGAGGAGGUGUACGAGAGUUCAAUCACACUGACUGUGGAUCAGCAAGGCACCAUUGAAUCAACAUUAUGCGAACAGGGCGUGCUGGAUCUAUACGACUACAGCGCACUCGAUAUCAUUGGCAAGAAGCUGAAUUUCCUUGUGCCCAGCCUAGAGAUGCAACCAGCGUGGCAAGACAGCAUCAACAAGCUUCGGUUCUUUGCGAGUCAAACCAAACGAGGCGCACAAUUCCCCAUAAUUGUACGCUUACUGGAUAAUUUCACAGUCCAGAUCACUUCGAUGCCAGUGAUCGCUGGUCUGAUGACCAUACAAUCUGAUGGUAUAAUUGAAGGUUGCAACGAUAUAUUUGUGAAAUAUUUGUUUGGUUUUUCCCAACAAGACCUUGUUUUGAAAAAGAACAUUUCACAGCUUUUGCCUCAAUUCCCGACACUGUUGAAGAACCUCAAAAGAGACGAUUUACUACAACAAGGACUGAUUAUCAACAAUACCAUUUGUAGAAAACUGUUGCCUCUGCCUGAACAGUGCAAGAUGGUGAACAAACGACUCUUAACACACACACCCAACAAUCAACCACUGCCGAUCCUAGUGGCUCUUCACAGAGACGGCACUCCAUUUGAGGUCCAAUUGCAGCUCAAACUAGUGGAAUCAUCCAAGCAGCACAAGGAAGGCGAGGAAGAAGACGAAUACGCUCUUUGGAUCUCAUUCGAUAGAGAAAUUGCAUUUAAACGGUUUGGGCAUCAUCACCUUAUUUCUCAGGCACCACCAGAAAAGGAGCAUGAAAAGAUUGCCUACUCCCCAACUCGUACCGUUGUAGUCAUACCACCUCAAGCUGAAAACAAGACCAAGAGAUCGCCAUCGGUCAUAAGCACAUCACAUGAGGACACACAGCCUGAGCAGGAUGCUGACGAGGGAGGCGGACUCAAGUCGCCAACAUCAACGCAAGACAUUAUCUAUUCCGCACAGACCAAAUCAACGAGCAUUGAUGAUUAUGUGAUACUAGAUAGCCUCGGCCAAGGUGCUUACGGCCUGGUCAAACUGGCUGUAAAGAGAAAUGACCCAAGUCAGACAAACGUCGUGAUCAAGUAUGUUAUCAAGUCUCGCAUAUUGGUGGACUGUUGGACAAGAGACCGGAAACUCGGAUCCGUGCCCGUCGAAAUUCAUAUACUCCAUACGCUUAGAAAAUACCCUCAUCCGAACCUAGGUGAUAUGCUCGACUACUUUGAAGACGAGGACCACUACUAUAUCGUCAUGGGAUUGCACGGUGGCGGUAUGGAUCUCUUUGACUACAUUGAGCUCAACGAUCAUGGCAUUCCAGAGCAGGAGAUUCGCCGCAUAUUCAGGCAGAUUGCAUUGGGAGUGCUCCAUUUACAUCAACACAACAUUGUGCAUCGAGACAUCAAGGACGAAAAUGUGGUGCUGGGCGAUAACGGUGGUCUACGAUUGAUUGACUUUGGCAGUGCUGCCUACUUGAAGCCAGGCAGAAAAUACGAAACGUUUGUGGGCACCUUGGAUUAUGCAGCACCAGAGAUCCUACGAGGACACACCUAUUCAGGAAAACCGCAGGAUGUGUGGGCACUGGGUAUUCUAUUGUUUACACUUGUGUAUCGCGAAAAUCCCUUUUACGACAUUGAUGAGAUUAUGGGAAGAGAAUUGAGAAUACCAUUUGUACUAUCAGAAGGUUCAGUUGAUCUUAUCAGCAAAAUGCUGGAACGUGAUGUAGAGAAAAGAAUCGAUAUUCAACAAGUGCUGGCACAUCCUUGGUUAAUGUAA
Molecule: messenger RNA, 2739 nt
Organism: Mucor velutinosus
Lineage: Eukaryota; Fungi; Mucoromycota; Mucoromycetes; Mucorales; Mucoraceae
Exons: 6
Coding region: 1-2739 (912 amino acids)
Biological process (GO): protein phosphorylation; negative regulation of glycogen biosynthetic process; intracellular signal transduction
Cellular component (GO): cytosol; nucleus; cytoplasm
Molecular function (GO): protein serine/threonine kinase activity; ATP binding
Source: RefSeq, a predicted model, not a curated record